UUGAUUGAUUUUAGAAUGGAGAAUGGUUCUGGUUCUGGUUCCAGUACUGGCAUAUUAAACAGACAGUGUUCCAGGGGAACAGAAGAGUCGCGGCCCAGAGAGACGAUGCAGCUGAAGAAGGAGAUCUCGCUCCUGAAUGGCAUCAGCCUUAUCGUGGGAAACAUGAUCGGCUCGGGGAUCUUCGUGUCUCCUAAAGGUGUGCUGCUCUACAGCGGCUCCUACGGGCUUUCGCUGGUUGUCUGGGUCCUCGGGGGAAUCUUCUCCGUGAUCGGCGCUCUGUGUUACGCUGAACUGGGCACCACCAUCACCAAGUCGGGCGCCAGCUAUGCCUACAUCCUGGAGUCAUUCGGAGGCUUUCUGGCAUUUAUUCGACUCUGGACAUCGCUCCUCAUCAUUGAGCCCACCAGCCAGGCCAUCAUCGCCAUCACCUUCGCCAACUACCUGGUGCAGCCGCUGUUCCCCACCUGUGAGCCGCCGUACUCUGCCUCUCGCCUCAUUGCUGCAGCAUGCAUCUGUUUGUUGACGUUCAUUAACGCUGCAUAUGUGAAGUGGGGCAUCAGAGUGCAGGACGUCUCCACCUACAUCAAAGUUCUGGCCCUCGUUGUCAUCAUCAUUACAGGCAUAGUGAAUCUGUGUCAGGGUCAGAUAAAAAACUUUGAGGGUUUCUUCCAGGGGUCAUCUCAUGACCCGGGAGACAUCGCUCUGGCCCUGUACUCUGCCCUGUUCUCCUACUCAGGCUGGGACACUCUGAACUUUGUCACGGAGGAAAUCAAGAAUCCAGAGAGGAAUCUUCCUUGGGCCAUAGCAGUGUCCAUGCCCAUCGUCACCGUCAUCUACGUCCUGACCAACGUGGCCUACUACACUGUGCUGGACAUGAGCUCCAUCCUCAGCAGUGACGCUGUGGCUGUGACGUUUGCUGAUCACACUUUAGGAGUAAUGAGCUGGACUAUCCCCAUCGCUGUGGCUCUGUCCUGCUACGGUGGACUCAACUCCUCCAUCAUCUCAUCGUCCAGGCUUUACUUUGUCGGCUCUCAGGAAGGUCAUCUCCCUGAUGCUUUAUCAAUGAUUCAUGUGCAGAGGUUCACACCCAUUCCUGCUCUCCUCUUCAACUGUGCUAUGGCUCUGAUCUACCUGACCGUGCAGGAUGUGUUCCAGCUCAUUAACUACUACAGCUUCAGCUACUGGUUCUUUGUCGGUCUGUCCAUCGCUGGACAGAUCUACUUACGCUGGAAAGAUCCGGACAGACCGCGACCUCUGAAGUUGUCUCUGGUGUACCCUGUGGUGUUCUGCUUGUGUACGGUGUUCCUGGUUGCAGUGCCCCUCUACAGCGACACGCUCAACUCCUUCAUCGGCAUCGCCAUCGCCCUCUCGGGUGUUCCUGUUUACUUCCUGGGGAUUCACCUUCCUGAGUCCAAACGGCCACCGUUCGUCGCCGCAGUGCUGCGUUCUGUCACUCGAUUCACUCAGUUCACAUGUUUCUGCGUGCUCACAGAUGUGGACCCAGUGGAUUAA
Messenger RNA from Neoarius graeffei (lesser salmon catfish), 1512 nucleotides. It is a transcript of the gene slc7a6, whose product is annotated as solute carrier family 7 member 6. The record is from RefSeq and is a predicted model, not a curated record. The transcript has 9 exons. Gene Ontology annotation, molecular function: L-amino acid transmembrane transporter activity. Gene Ontology annotation, biological process: amino acid transmembrane transport. NCBI's taxonomy places the organism in Eukaryota, Metazoa, Chordata, Actinopteri, Siluriformes, Ariidae. Bases 16 to 1512 code for a protein of 498 amino acids. Gene Ontology annotation, cellular component: membrane.